AUGAGAGAUGUCAACACGCACAUUAUCAGCCCAGAGUGCCAGAGGACCGGGACGGGAUAUGCUCUGAGUCUCAAUCCUAAAGGAUUAAAGUGCGACGCCUUCAUUACCCAUUGUUGGGACGACACGCUCAAGAUUCGUGACGCGUUGAAACGGAGGCGAGGAAAUCUAAGAGAAAUUGACAAAUUGAUACAACAGUAUCGGAACCAUGAGCUUCAGAAGGAGGACCAUUGGCUUUACUUUUUGCUGGUGAUUGCAUCCUUCGUAGCGAUUGCUGCUGUGGCAAUCCGAAAUCCAGCCGGCAAUCCACUCAGUCGCACAGAGUUAAUAUCUUUCCUUCCAGAAUCCAAUCAAGACUCCAUUCUUCCAGGAUCGCCACAAGCAAGAGCUCUGGAUUGGACUAUGGAGCACCCCGAUUUUCUUGCGGCUCCAGAAUGGCGUAAACGACAACUGUUUGGGUUGAUGUCGCUCUACUACUCUGCCAUGUUGUCCUGGGAGGUCGAUAGUAGCGUUCAUGAGUGCAAAUGGAGAGACAAAAGUUGCAAGAAAACCGAUGUAUGCCAGAAACUGUGCAGUUGGUGCAUCUCUUGCACGGAAGAUGGGCGUAUUGAAAGGCUCAUUAUUCAACCCAACUCGCCAAUCCAGGGCUCCAUUCCUCCCGAAGUUUCCAUGCUGAGCUCCCACCUCCGAGAGCUCAAAUUCCAAGACAGAUACCUGUCCCGAAACAUUCAGUGGGAUGCGACGUGGUCAUUACCUACCGAGCUAGGCAUGCUGAGCAACCUCGAAAGUUUCGAUGUGACUGCCCUGGAGCUUACGGGGGUUGUGCCCACAGAAUUUGGUGCUAUGUCGGCCUUGGCGAAUCUAUCAUUGCGAAGCCACAUCCGCUUGGUGGGUGAGAUCCCGUCCGAGCUUGGCCUGGCCACAUCGCUGACCAACUUACAGUUGGAGGACCACAAAUUCCAUGGCCAAGUCCCCUCCGAGCUGGGGAAGCUGAGGAAGCUACGAACUCUGAAAAUCAACAAAAACCUUCUUAGUGGAACGGUCCCUGAGGAGAUUUGCAGCCUGCGACAUCUGGAAGCUAUUCGAGUUGAUUGCCAAAGCUUUUCGUCAUGCUGCGGAGGGGAUCCCAACAAGUGCAGAUGUUCUCGUCCAAAGCGCCAUUAG
Seminavis robusta is the source of this 1161-nucleotide messenger RNA. The record is from the annotation of a GenBank genome assembly. Lineage: Eukaryota; Bacillariophyta; Bacillariophyceae; Naviculales; Naviculaceae.